CUCUGCCGGGUUUGUGGGUCUGCCUCUGUGCUCGCCCACCUCUGGUUGCUAGAUCUAGUCUGCUCCGCGCACUGGCAUCAAGCGUUUUCUACUAAGCACGGCGUGCUUGAGACUCUCCCGGUCCGACUUUCGCAGCCGCGUACCGGAGAUCAUCCGUCCGCGGUACUCUGACCGUACAAAAUGGUCGCGCAGAAUCCCCUCUUCGCAGGCUGGAGCCUGAAGAAGUUCAAGGCGACAGUCAUAAACGACAUAUGGCCGGAAGUACUCUUCUUCUCUGGCGUUGCGACAAUGGUGACGCUAGUGUCCGAAAUGACAUCUCACAAGCUGUCAGUCUCGAGCGCGAUCCUCACAGUGCUUGGUACGGUGCUCGGUCUGGUUAUCUCUUUCCGGACAUCAUCGGCAUACGAGCGAUACAUGGAUGGGCGGAGGCUAUGGACCACUAUCGCCAUUGCCUCGCGUAAUUUGGCGUUGCUCAUCUGGGUGCAUGUUCCGUUUGAGCGCGUGGACAAGAAGACGGGCGCAGUAAAGUCCAUGCUUGAGGUGUCCAUCGAAAAGAAGAGCAUGGUGAACCUGGUGCAAGCCUACGCUGUUGCUGUCAAGCAUUCACUCCGUGCCGAGCCGGGUGCCUACUAUGAAGAUCUUUACCCUCUUGUGUGUUUCCUGCCGCGGUACGCGACACACGCCCCGGAUAGCGCUUUGGAGGAGGACAUGCUCCCCUUGUGGAAAGCCUCCGCCAUGGACGCCGAGAAGCACAGGACCGCGCACACGCUUACCGCUUCGCGCCCACUUUCGCCCGCUCGCAGCGAAGGGCGCGAAGGGCGCGCCAACUCUGCAGGCCCGGCAGGCACCUCCAGUGAGGACCCUGAGAAGCAGCAUGGUCAGCUUACUGAGGAUGACAUCUACCACUCCCUCCGCGGGCGCCUGAAGCGCAAGAAAUCGUUCGACCCCGAGAUGGCGCUCCCCGUCGUGUAUAGCGAACACCCGCUGCUUCCCGCGCGUAACCCGCCGAAGGAGUCGCUGUACGACUAUCUCCCGUUCCUGCGCGUGUUCAAGAUCGCGUUCCGCGCGCUCAUCCGUCCGUUCCGGAAGCACGCCCCUACACCCGAGGUCCCCCUGGCGUCGGCGACGCGCACUUUGACCGGGAAGAAAAUCCGUCCCGAAGCGGUCGAUUCGAACGUUCCGCUAGAGAUAACGCUCUACCUGUCGAGCUACCUCGCAUGGUUGCUGCGCAACGGGAUGUUACAGCCCGCGGUCGCGUCCGCAUUCACCACCGGCAUCGCGCAGCUGCAGGACACGGUCACGAACUUGGACAGGAUCAGGAACACCCCCCUGCCGUUCGCGUACCAGGCUCACCUCCGGAUCUCGCUUUGGCUGUAUCUGUUCUUCCUUCCCUUCCAAGUUUGGAGCUCGUUCCACUACUUGACGAUCCCUGCCACUGCGUUUGCCUCGUUCUUGCUCCUUGGCUUCCUCGAGAUCGGACAAGAGAUCGAGAACCCGUUCAACUAUGACAUGAACGACCUCGACCUCGACUCCUUCUGUCUCUCGAUCCAGCGCGAACUGCACGAGAUCACCGCCCACUCGUGUCCCGACCCGGAUGAGUACAUCUUCACCCCCUGGAACCAGCCGUUCGCGCCCGGGGACCGGCGCACCGCCGAGGAGAUGCUGAGCGACGUGAGUCACUCGUACCAUGGACCCGAGACCGGAAUGCACCACAUCCGCCGGACGCUGCUCAAGAGCUGGUGGGAUGUCGACCAAAUGACGCGGAAUAUGUGAAUGGAAAGCUGGAUAGCCAGCAUGAGGUAACUAUAGCGCUGCGGCGCGUGUCAUUGCUGUCGGGUGAACACGACGACGUUCGUUAAUCUUGAUGAUUCGACGUACAUAUUUACGACCAGGGCGACGAUGUCGAACGAGUUCAUGUAUAUUUAUGGCUGCUUGCUGUCGUGCUUACGUUUGCUUUAAUCUCAGUAUUGGGUGUCGUCCUUCGUUUG
Messenger RNA from Trametes versicolor FP-101664 SS1, 1988 nucleotides. RefSeq names its product UPF0187-domain-containing protein. The record is from RefSeq and is a predicted model, not a curated record. Gene Ontology annotation, molecular function: chloride channel activity. Lineage: Eukaryota; Fungi; Basidiomycota; Agaricomycetes; Polyporales; Polyporaceae. The coding region runs from base 181 to 1773 and encodes 530 amino acids. The transcript is spliced from 10 exons.